Molecule: messenger RNA, 1552 nt
Organism: Capsicum annuum
Lineage: Eukaryota; Viridiplantae; Streptophyta; Magnoliopsida; Solanales; Solanaceae
Product: GRF1-interacting factor 3
Exons: 4
Coding region: 651-1277 (208 amino acids)
Biological process (GO): leaf development; cell population proliferation; positive regulation of transcription by RNA polymerase II
Cellular component (GO): nucleus
Molecular function (GO): transcription coactivator activity
Source: RefSeq, a predicted model, not a curated record
AAAAAAAUUAUAGAUUAUCUCAAUUCCCUAUAGAUAGCGGCGGUUUAUUAAUGAGAAUUGGUUGGAGAUAGAUUACGGUUGAGAGGAAUAAUUAAUGGUGUUUUUUCUAUAAAAGUAUAAGUUUGGAGUAAAUAAAAUUUUUAAAAAUAUCCAAAAAUUAAAAUUUGAUCCAAAAAUUACUUUUUUUCUAGUUUUUGAGAAUUUGAGAUUUUUGCCAUAUAAUUUUUUCAGGAAAUGACAAACUGUAUUUCCAUUCAAAUUUUUUCAAAAUUUUUCGUAGAAAUGACUUGCAUUUUUUAUGGUCAAAUGGAUUUAAGUUUGGUUGAAAAAAAUGGAAGGAAAAAAAAAGAAAGAACUAAAUUUUUUCUUUUAAAAAACACACAUUUGGGACAGUUGAAUGGAGUUCACAUGAUACCUUAAAGGUUGCAACUUUCGAGAAGCAUCCCCCACCCUUCUCUUCCAACUAACCCCCCACUCUCAAAAUCCCCCAUUUUCUUUCUUCAUCCCACCUUGCAUGUUGAAGUUUGAAUAAAUUGAGGUAUCAAAAAUUUGGGAAAAGCUUUAUUGUCAGCCAAUUGUUUUUUAAUUAUAGCUUAGGGUUUCUUAAAGAAUCAUAAUUAAGAGCAGUGUUUAGCAGUAAGUAUAGAAGGAUGCAGCAACCAGCAGGCAUGAUUCCAGUGAUGCCCUCUUUUCCUCCUCCUAAUGUCACUACUGACCAGAUUCAAAAGUACCUGGAUGAGAACAAGACAUUGAUUUUGGCCAUAUUGGACCAUCAAAAUCUUGGGAAACUAGCUGAAUGUGCACAGUACCAGGCUAAACUUCAGAAGAACUUGAUGUACUUAGCCGCUAUUGCUGAUGCUCAACCUCAAUCACCAGCUGUUCCAACACAAAUAACUCCCCAUCCUGCAAUGCAACAAGGAGGAUUUUACAUGCAGCACCCUCAGGCUGCCGCCAUGACUCAACAACAGGGCAUGUUUUCUCCAAAGAUGUCGCUGCAGUUUAACAACCCGCAGCAUCUGCAGGAUCAGCAGCAGCAUCAACAACUACAACGACAGCAGCAAGGUAUUCCUCAACAAACAGGUAUGCAACUUGGAGGUGCCAACAGUGGAAUGCACUCCAAUCUUGGUGGCGCAAGUGCUGGUAGCCAGCUUACAACUUCAGGCACAGGGGAUGCACGUGGAGGAAACAAACCAGACAACUCUGAGGCUGAGCCUUCGGGUGCUGAUGUUCAAGCUAGCUCGGUGACUGCCCAAGGUUCAGAAGAACAACCCAAGUGAUGGACUUUUUAAUAAUGUUUGAUAUGUACACUAGAGGGCAAUGGAUAGUAGGUUUAGAAUUAGUGUUGUAUCUCAUGCUUUUCAUGACGUGUUAUUAGAGAGAUGGUUAGGUAGGUUGUUUUCCUGGAGAGCGUCCCUGUUGCUCGUUUGAGUUAACCUCUGUUGUAACUUGUAGUUAGAGGAAGAAAGCUUGUUUAGAUUCUGUCCAAUGCUUGUACUGCAAUAACAUAGAACUGAUGCUGGUUUCUUUCUAACAUCAAUCAGCAUUGUUCUUA